AUGACGAAAAAAUGUUGUAUUCCUACAUGUAAAGUUGAAAGUGAUCAACCGGAAGGACGUGAUUUAACUUUUCAUACAGUUCCAAAUGAUAUGAGGGAAAAAUGGACUGAAUUUGGCUUAUGUAAAAAUAGAAGAUUGAAGAAAGGAUCAUGUCCUACAUUAUUUGGUGAUAAAUUGAAUACUCAAUUAGAUGACCAAUCUGGAGAAAUUCAAGCAACUGAUAAUCAUGACGAAGAUGAUUCGACGUUUAAUGUAUCAGUGGAAGCAUCAUCACCAUCCUCUUCAGUAAUAGAUUAUGACAUUACUGGAACGCAGAAAGUAAAUAAUACUGAUUUAAGUACUAGUGAAAAAUUUGAAAAUAAUAGUACGAAUACCAAAGAAAGAAAAUCAAUAUUACAUAUGGACUUGGAUUCUUUGAAUAUUUCUGGAGAAGCCAAAAAAAUUCUUGAGAAGGCAAAAGAAGAAGUACUUGGUCUUCGCAGGAGAAACCGUCAGCUACAGAUGAGGAUACCGCAGCAGGAAAGGAGUAAAGAGUGCUACAACCUUAUUUACUCACAUGAAGAAGCGUAA
Parnassius apollo (apollo) is the source of this 570-nucleotide messenger RNA. The record is from the annotation of a GenBank genome assembly. Lineage: Eukaryota; Metazoa; Arthropoda; Insecta; Lepidoptera; Papilionidae.